Messenger RNA from Owenia fusiformis, 537 nucleotides. Lineage: Eukaryota; Metazoa; Annelida; Polychaeta; Sabellida; Oweniidae. The record is from the annotation of a GenBank genome assembly.
AAAAAAUGGUGUUAUUAAUUCUGAACAAUUUAUGAGAAUAAUUGCUGUUUUAGAUGAUUUUACGCACUUUUUAACAUUUUACUAUGAUAGAAAGGUUCUACAGAAAUAUGCCUUCAUAAAGAAUCAGGACUGUUUCCCUACUUAUUUGGAUUUUGUAAAGAAAAGAAUCCUUGAAACGCCUCACAGACAUAUGAAUACAUACAGCAGAUUGUUACCCAACUCUACCAACAAAUCCUCAACAUGUCUAGUGGUUGGAAUCAAGAAACGAAAACAAGGCUAUCUGAUAAGAUCCAUGCUAACAUGAAUGAGAUGGGCUCACUUACCAGACAGAUCCUCAGGGGAUCAAAAUCAAAUGAUCUUCUGGCACAAGCAGCAAAGAACUUUGCAUACCAGGAAUCUGCUAUUGAGAAUUCUUUGGCUACAAUGAAGAAAAUGAGCAUUGUAAGCAGCCAACUACAAUUCCAGGCUGAAGCUAUAGAGAGAAGUAUGGAAACAAUGGAUAACAUUCAAGAUCAGCUGAAGACCAUACAGAAAUAA